This is a messenger RNA of Pelobates fuscus (common spadefoot toad), 1899 nucleotides long. RefSeq names its product class II histocompatibility antigen, M beta 1 chain-like. Gene Ontology annotation, biological process: antigen processing and presentation; immune response. Gene Ontology annotation, cellular component: MHC class II protein complex; membrane. The transcript has 6 exons. Bases 334 to 1086 code for a protein of 250 amino acids. The record is from RefSeq and is a predicted model, not a curated record. NCBI's taxonomy places the organism in Eukaryota, Metazoa, Chordata, Amphibia, Anura, Pelobatidae.
UUGAAUGAAAAGUUGUCGUUAUGGGUGUAACUGCAAGAACGUAGCCAACAGCCAAGUAUAAUUUAAGAAGCACUUCCUCUAACCGUGGGACUUUCCCGGACCACGAAUGUGUUAAUCACAAACAUUUAUACACAGCUCAGUCAAAUUCCCCUGCCAUUAAUAAGUAUAUAAUUAUGUACAGAGUCUCCUCCUGCACAAAAUGCCAAACUCAGCUUGAACUCCCUCUUCCCAGUAACUGAUGAUGCAAUUCCAUGCUGCUUUUGUCAUUGGCUGCAAGCUUGUUCAAUUCUAGUAAGUUUGUUCUUGGGUGUUAAUGUUAGCUGGAGUCCAAAGAUGAAUGCUGGCUGGACGGUUCUGCUGCUCUGCGGCUGUGUAUGCUCCUUAGUAACAGGGUUCGUGGUUGAGGAGCUAACACUCUGCGAGCCUGGUAAUUCCAAAGGGGGAAAUGUUACAUUUAAUUAUUUUAUAAACUUUAACCGCCAGCCCAUAGUAAUAUUCGACCAGGAUUCAAAAAUGUUUGUUCCCAGCGGGCAGUACCGAGUGGCUGCUGCUAUCAGUUACUAUCUUAACAUAAACACGAGCAUGGUGGAGAACAUGCAAGAAAAGGAAAAAAGGUGCAAGAUGGAAGUGGUGGAAUAUUGGGAAAGCACCGUGGAGAGAACAGCCAAGCCAUCCAUGAAAGUCUUUCUCCCCGACGCAUUUCGUGGCCAGGCCUCACACACUCUUAUUUGUCAAGUUUGGGGUUUUUAUCCCAGUGAUAUAAGUGUGAGCUGGGUAAAAAAUGACAGGAUUGUGCUGAGUAACACGACAGACGCUAUCCCAGCUGGGGACUGGACGUACCAGGUUGUGGCCAAACAAGAUCUGAAAGAUUUGUCACCUGAUGAUGAAUACACGUGUGUUGUAAUGCAUCCCACCCUGGAUGAAGUAAUGACGAUGAGUUGGAAACAGGGAUUGACCUCAUCCCAGAUUAUUAAAAUAAGUAUUUCUUCGGUAAUCUUCGGUUUGGGAUUCAUAGUCGCUUUAGCAGGAUUUUUCUGGUGGACAUAUUCAAAGAGAAAUGGGUACGUUCAAAUGGACACACAGUGAAGCCAACUAAACUUCUCUCAGGUUACAGCACGCUCCAGUUCCAGUGACCAAAUGAAGACAUGUCUUUGCUGGACUCCUCGAGUUUUGUUUAUAUCAGAAGUUGUUUAUCGGAGGCAAGGACCGCCCUCCAUCUACCAUGUAUUUAAAAAUGUCACGCAAUGUCUAGGUCUUCAGUAUAUUUUAUGUGUUCUCAGUCAGAGGAAUAUAUUCCUCUCACUCCAUACAAAAUAAUCUAAACUACACUCACUGACUCUGAUCUCGGGGAAUGAACAUAGGAUGCACUCAUUGACUCCUGUGACACCACGUCAUUUUUCUCUCCAACUAAUAUGUCCUCACUGACUUAUCCUGGUCUGUUACUGUCUGUCUGAGACCUUGGGCUGGAUUAUCUUAGCAAAGUGAGGGUUUUACUCCGGGUGCUGAAUAGUAAUUCUUCCAUUGACGUCUACGGGAAUAUUGCUGGUCAGUAAGCAGAGUAAGGGUUCUCUGCUGUGUGUAAUGUCAAGUAGAUCUUUCUCUGAUUGUUAUCAGAUUGUGCGUUAAUCUGUCACUCAAACACCUGGUGUUUCUCCCUUGUGUGGUUCUUCCCUUUAUUCCUUUCUGGAACCAAUAACAGAACCGGUUGGACCAUCUAAUCUGACAGCAGAUCUAAAAUGAUAUAUGUGUAUAUAUGAGCUCCUCGUAAUUAGCAAGGUAUUUGCCAUGAAGAACACAGAAUAUAAACCCAAUGAAAGGUUGUGUGUAAAUAAUAUUAAUUUUCUGUUUUGAUUUACAUGAUGUUAAUAAUUAAUGUAAUAAACUGUUAAAUGCUCUCGA